Molecule: messenger RNA, 1963 nt
Organism: Manihot esculenta (cassava)
Lineage: Eukaryota; Viridiplantae; Streptophyta; Magnoliopsida; Malpighiales; Euphorbiaceae
Exons: 2
Coding region: 329-1753 (474 amino acids)
Biological process (GO): cell-cell adhesion
Molecular function (GO): protein binding
Source: RefSeq, a predicted model, not a curated record
UCCAUAAUGAAUCGGUCCACCAAAAAAUUUAUCCAAAUUCUGUUUUAAGAAGGAAGACUGUCGUUCUCGGUAAUUAAUUUAACGUUGGACGUGGUUAAUGUCCAUCUCUUGGAAAUUGUCACCUUCUUUACUUUGUUUUACUGUUUGCUUAUACACCACCUUCCUGCCUUUCUUGAACCAGUCUUAGUCCACGCCACGCCUCCUUAUAAGCCUCUUACGUCUUCCGUCUCCAUCUCCUUUCUUUCUUUCUAACAAAACAAACACGCCUGAUCAAUCACAUAACACAAACGCAAGGCACCGGAGAAGGCUUUGAUUUCUGCAGAGAAGAAUGCUUGAAUGGGAACAUCUUCUGCUGGUGGCUCUCUCUGUUAUAGCUCUUUCUGUUAUCUUUAUUGUGUUGUUCCGGAGAUGUUCUUGUUUACGACGAGGUAAAGGCGUUGUUGACGUGACGACGACGACUAGAACGGAAACCUUGCAAGAUGGGAUUGCAAAGCUUCAUCAAGGGAGUCUUCAUCGUCAGCUUGAAUUAGACGGCAAAAGAAGAGGAAAUUAUUAUGUUUUCCGACGUGGGGUUUCAGCUAGACCUUUGUUCAAUUGGGCUGAUCAUCCAUCGCUUAUUACUGACGCAGUUGAAAACGGAUGGUCGAGAUUUGGUUUUACUGGGUAUAUGUCGUCUCCAUCCACGAGAUCAUCCCUGUUAGGUUUCUGUGCAGUCGGUGAUAAUGGAAACGAAGGGGAGACAGAGAUAAGCUGGGAAGUGUGUCAAGGAUCAGCUGAUUUCAUGCAAAAGAUAAGAUUAAAUUCAGGGUUAAAGAAGAUUAACGUAAGUAAUCCUUCUACGUUUGCAGCUUCUGUGAUUAGAACUGCUCUGCCUUUACCAGGGCCUCCAUUGGGGAACUCAGCUUUUCCUCAAGAAGCUUACUUUGAGAUCACAGUUCUGUAUUCUCAUGGUGAUGAUCAUGAUGAAUCUAUCACCAAGAGCAAGGAAGGGGAGAAGAUUAAACUUAUCCAGGAAAAUUCUAACCCGAAGCUGAAUUCAGAAUCUUUAGCACAUGUUAGUAGCAGCCGUGGAUUCAACAAGAUUGAAGAAUUGAAGAUUGCUGGUAAAGAUGAUGAUAAAAGUGAAGCAGUUAUGUUAUCUUUAGGACUUACUACAGGAGGCUCUCUUCCUCUGAAACAUCCUGGAAGCUAUCCUGGAUCCAUAGGAUUCAACUCUAAUGGCUCUGUCUACCUUGAAGGGACGAAAUUGGUGUUUGAAUCAGAGAAAGGAGAAUGGGCAAGGAGAGAUAAAGUGAUUGGUUGUGGAUUUGAUCCAAGGCAAAAGAAAGUAUUUUUCACAGUAGAUGCAGAGCUUGUACAUGUAAUUCAUUGCAAGUCAGAGGAAUUUGGGACACCAUUAUACCCAACAAUUGCAGCCAACAAUGACAUAAUAGUUCUUGUCAAUUUCGGACAAAGUUCUUUCAGUUAUGCACUUGCAAAUGCUCAACGAACACCGAAUCCUUGCUUCAUUGGCCCUCUUGUAAAUUCCUCUGCUUUGGGAUAUGAAGAUAGCAAAGAACUUUUCUCAAUGGGAAGGAUAGAUUCACAGUGGCUUAAUAGAAGUGGAACUAGAGGUACCCACAAUGGCAAUGGUGCUAAUAAUAAUAACAACAGAGCUGUUGAGUUCGAUGAAGAAUCUGAGGCUGAUUUGUUUGAAAUUGUCUUGGAUGGUUCUGCAACUGGAAGAUCUCCAAACACAGUGGCAUAUCACUAACAAUUCUCUGCAUUGAGUGUUCACUGUUUGUGUUUGCUGAGUGCCAUGGAUUUGUCUCUUUGCUACAUAGUUAACAUCGGAGAAAUACAAGAAGAUAGAAACAGGUUUUGUUGAGGACCAUUCUUUACUCAUACAUUUGUUCAAGCUCUUGUACAGAAAAUGCUAAUGUUUUUUUUUUCUGUUCGGCAAUACUGGCUGUUUCAGUAGCUU